AUGGCUAAGUUUGAUCCCAGUGAAAAGAAGAUAUCCGUUGCAUUUGUUUGCUUAGGUAAUAUUUGUCGUUCACCAAUGGCUGAGGCUGUCUUUAAACAUACAGUUGAAAAAUAUGGAUAUCUGGAUUAUUUCAAGUUGAUUGAUUCAUAUGGUACUUCAGGUUGGCACAUUGGGGAGUCUCCAGAUCAUAGAUCUUCCAAGACUUGUAGAAAGCAUGGAGUUCCUGUAAACCAUGCAGCACAGCAGAUCUCGUCCAAGGACUUUAGUAAGUUUGACUAUGUUAUUGCUAUGGAUCAGUCAAACAAGGAAGAUUUAUUGCACAUGAAACCUCGCGACUCCUCGACAAAAGUCAAUUUAUUUGGAGACUGGAGGAGGGACAGUAAGUUCCAAAAAAUUGUAGAUGACCCAUACUAUGGGGGCACCAGUGGGUUUGAGACCAACUUCGAGCAGUUGUCUCAUUUCAGCUUGGAGUUUUUGAAGCUGGAAGUUGGGGAAAUAUAA
This is a messenger RNA of Dujonia railenensis, 501 nucleotides long. The record is from the annotation of a GenBank genome assembly. Lineage: Eukaryota; Fungi; Ascomycota; Pichiomycetes; Serinales; Debaryomycetaceae.